Sphaerodactylus townsendi is the source of this 2808-nucleotide messenger RNA. It is a transcript of the gene PMS1, whose product is annotated as PMS1 homolog 1, mismatch repair system component. Gene Ontology annotation, biological process: mismatch repair. The record is from RefSeq and is a predicted model, not a curated record. Gene Ontology annotation, molecular function: ATP binding; ATP-dependent DNA damage sensor activity; ATP hydrolysis activity. The transcript has 13 exons. Bases 214 to 2667 code for a protein of 817 amino acids. NCBI's taxonomy places the organism in Eukaryota, Metazoa, Chordata, Lepidosauria, Squamata, Sphaerodactylidae. Gene Ontology annotation, cellular component: MutLalpha complex.
CCGCGGAGGAGGCUCCAGCGCCGACCGGACCCCGCCGCCUCCAGCCAGCCCAGGCGGCCGACCCACGCAGGCGCUGCCCCGCCCCCGGCACCGGCACCCGCCCCCUCCUGGCGCCUUCCCGCCGCGGCUUUCCGGGGAGGGCGACGCGCCGAGGCCGCCCGGCCGGCCCGCAGCAGGUCAACAGAACGUAUUUGCAAUCCACCGAGCUGUUUCAUGUGCAGUCAGGCCCUUGAAAUGAAGCAGCUGCCAGCAGAAACGGUCCGAAUUCUUUCCAGCUCACAGGUGAUUACUUCGGUCAACAGCGUGGUUAAAGAGCUGGUGGAAAACUCCUUGGAUGCCAACGCAACUAGUAUUGAUGUCAAGCUGGAAAAUUACGGCUUUGAUAAGAUCGAGGUUCGAGACAACGGCGAUGGAAUCAAAGCAGCUGACGUUCCAGUCAUGGCCGUGAAACACUACACUUCAAAAAUAAGUUCCUCCGAGGAUCUCGAACGCUUGACAACGUACGGUUUUCGUGGCGAAGCCUUAGGUUCAAUUUGUGGCACGUCUCAAGUUCUGGUUAUAACAAAGACAGCUGCUGAUGACUUUAGCACCCAAUACAUUUUGGAUGGGAGUGGUCACGUGACUUCUCAAAAGCCUUCUCAUCUUGGACAAGGCACAACUGUGACAGUUCUGAAACUGUUCCAGAACCUCCCUGUAAGGAAGCAGUUUUAUUCGACAGAUAAAAAACGCAAGGAAGAAAUUAGAAAAAUUCAAAAUCUUCUGAUGGCGUACGGCAUCGUGAAACCAGAACUGAGAUUAACGUUGACGCAUAAUAAGACAGUCAUCUGGCAGAAGAACAGGGUAUCUGAUCACAAAAUGGCUUUCAUGGCAGUAGUAGGAACAGCUGUUAUGACCAGCAUGGUGCCUUUCCAGCAUCAAUGUGAAGACCCUGGGGUAUCUCUCAGUGGCUUCCUGCCAAAGCCCAGCUCAGACGCGUCUUUGACAAGCCAUUCAAGUUCAGAAAGGAGCUUCAUCUUUAUAAACAACAGACCAGUUUAUCAGAAGGACAUUCUUAAGCUGGUUCGGCGUUACUGUAACCUGAAGUCUUCUAACCAUUCAUACCCCAUUUUCUGUAUGAGUAUUACCACUUCUUCGUCUGCGGUGGAUGUCAAUUUAACACCAGAUAAAUCUCAAGUAUUGCUGCACGAUAAGGAGUCCGUUUAUCUUCUUAUCGAGGAUAUCUUAAUGUCGCUGUACGGGCCUCGAACCCGGGCUGCCGGUGGUGAAACUGAUGUAACAGAUGCAGCCUCAGUAGACAUCUUUCCUAAUGAAACAGGACAAACGGAUGUGCCUGUUAAUGAGAUUGAAUCCUGCGGAAACCCAGCUCUGCCGGCACGUACCUCGUUGUUUUCGUUUAAUAAUGAUGUGCGAAAUGGGGAAACAGGAAAAAACACAGAGGUCUGUUUGAAGAAUCAAACGUCGUAUAAUGAUUCUCCUCCUAACCUCCUUACCGAAAAAGAACUACCUGGCAGUGAGACAGUUGGCUUCGAUAGAGUUCAGGAGCAUUCCCUAAACAAUUUACCAGAUGAGGGCCAACGGAGCAGGUAUCAAGCAGUGAACACAAAUGGCGCUAUCUUAAAGGAUGCUCUUUCUGAAAAUGGCAUUGGGGAUGAUUUGAGAAGCGACAAGAUCCAAGAAGCAGAAAAGAUGGAAACACCAAAGAUCCCAGAGGAUUCCUCUGAAAUCUCUGCUGAUAAAUGGAGCACAGGGCAUGCGUUCACGAAUUCCAGAGGAGAGAAUCUGGAACCUGUUAGGCUAUUAAUUCCCGAAACAGAAGAAGCAGGAAUGCGAAAGGAAAAUAAUGGUCGUAGUCUACCAAAUUUUCAAGCAGAAAAGAAUGAUCCAAGUAGUAAAAAAACAAAUGUGGUCAAUGAGAAAGCGGGACAGAUAACAGCCUAUGAUCUAAUUAAAAGUCAGAUAGUAAGGAAACCUGUGACUGCAUUUGGUCUUUUUACUCAAGACAGUCGUUCCAAAUUGUCGACUGAUAAGCUCAAAGCAAGUGCAGAAGAACUGAGGCUCGAAAUGGAAGAAAUGUGGGAAGCACUAAACGAAAAAGAAAAAAAGAAAUACGAGGAAAGAGCUGAUAAAGACCUGGAGCGAUACCACGCGCAAAGCCGAAGAGCUCUAGAUCUGAAUGUCCAGAGAUCAGCGAAAGGGAGGGAGAGAAAACCCAAGUCCAGGCUGAAAGACUGUCUGUCCAGUCAGCAGAAACUCGACCGGCUUUUCCAUUCUCAAACGGGAAAGAAACCCAACGGUUCUCACGCUAUAAAAACCGUGCAAGUGCCCUUCGCGAUGGAGGUGCUCAAAGAGAGGCUUUGCCGGCUGAUGCAGAAGGAGUCGGAUGAAGGAAAACUCUGUCUGAUUCAUCUUUCGAAUUUCCCCAACGGGUGGAUCAUGGCGUCCGAUCAAAAGAUAAUGAUGUUGCAUCCAUACCGAGUGGAAGAAGCCCUGCUCUUUAAAAAGCUCCUCCGAGACCAUAAGCUUCCUACACAGAAACUGGACAGACCUAUUGCGCUAACUGACAGUCUUCUUAGUGAUCCUGGCUACCUGGCAGCUCUUCGUAAUAUGCCGAAGGAAAGUGGACGGUUCGACAGGACAUCCUAUUUAACUAGACUAGGAAUUGCAUGAAGCCAGUUUAAGAUAAAAUUCCCACCAGGUGCUUUCGCGGCAGAAAGUCAGUUGGAAAUAGAAGGAAUGGCCAGCUGUGUGCCGUAUUACGGCAUAUCAGAUUUGAAAGAAAUUCUGAGUGCGGUGGUAAACAGAAACGCA